Molecule: messenger RNA, 756 nt
Organism: Aureococcus anophagefferens
Lineage: Eukaryota; Pelagophyceae; Pelagomonadales; Pelagomonadaceae
Gene: BGL3
Exons: 1
Biological process (GO): carbohydrate metabolic process
Molecular function (GO): hydrolase activity, hydrolyzing O-glycosyl compounds
Source: RefSeq, a predicted model, not a curated record
UACCGGCUCUGCUGGCAGGACGUCUUCGACUACGAGGGCGUGCCGCACCCGAGCCGGUGGGAGUACCAGUGCGACGCGAACGACUGGAUCCACGACGAGCGCCACUGCGAGGCCCAGUGGUACACGGACAAGCUCGACAACGCCUGCGUCCGCGACGGGCGCCUGCGCAUCAUCGCGCGCCUCGAGCGGUCCCACGGCUGCCGCUACACGUCCGCGCGGCUUCGCACGAAGCACCGGGGAGACUGGCUCUACGGCCGCGUCGAGGUCCGCGCGCGGCUGCCGCCGAGCCGGCGGGGCUUGUGGCCCGCGAUCUGGAUGCUGCCCACGGACGACGCCUUCGGGGGCUGGCCCCACAGCGGCGAGAUCGACAUCAUGGAGCACGUCGGCUGGGAGCAGGACGGCCUCAUCCACGCGGCGGCCCACAGUACGAAGCACAACCCCUGCGUGGGCCACCAGCGGUCCCAGUCCAAGCUCGUGCCGACGGCGCACCGGGGGUUCCACACCUACGCCAUGAACUGGACGCCGAAGGCGCUCGAGAUCUUCGUCGACAACGGUUUGGCGCUCCGCGUCGAGGACAAGGGCCGCGGGCCCGGCGACUGGCCCUACUCGAAGCGCUUCCACCUGCUCCUGAAUCUGGCCAUCGGCGGCUGGGGCGGCCAGUACGGCAUCGACGACACCGCGUUCCCGGCCUGCCUCGAGGUCGACAGCGUCCGCGUCUUCCAGCGGUCCUGGCGCGAGUCGGAACCCGAGCAGUAA